CUGGAAAUAGCAAUCUACUCCAUUGGAUUCCGUUAAUCGUGUGAAUCGGAGAGUGGCAAACCGUCUUGUAUAUUUUAAUUAUAACAUGAAGCUGUGGAUAGCCGGACUUCAUGUAUACAUAUGUAUAUGCUCGGAUUCUAUAUUCGCUUGUUUUCCUAAUACAACCGUCCUAACACAAUCCACCAUCAUGUCCACCAUUGUCUGUAACGUGAUCGAUCUGAACUUCAUGGGGCUCAAAGGAAUGCAUGUUACCCUCGAAUGUCUCGAAAAUACCUCUGAGAUCAUUACCGAAUUCGAGGCACAAACAGAUGAAGAUGGCAGAAUCACGCAAUGGUAUCCUAAGGGGGAUGACGUGCCGAAGAUUGUGGAUACUCGCGACUUUAAUAUCAUAAACAUGAUAUUUUUCACAGCCGAAUACUUCGAGCACAGAAAGACGCCCUUGGCAACUGCGACCGGGCAUAUGGAUACAAUCAAUCACAUCCACUCUGUUACAGUCCAAUUUGGGGCGGGUGACACAGCAUACAGCUUGAGUCAAGUAAAAAUCCCGAUUGCCUGUCCUCCAGGCCCAGCUACAUCGAGAACUUCAUCACCAUCUUCAUCAGAAAGUCAGAUCAUUGCGCUCCGAGCCACGUUGGGCCGAGCCUGA
Truncatella angustata is the source of this 646-nucleotide messenger RNA. RefSeq lists its product as uncharacterized. Bases 86 to 646 code for a protein of 186 amino acids. Lineage: Eukaryota; Fungi; Ascomycota; Sordariomycetes; Amphisphaeriales; Sporocadaceae. The record is from RefSeq and is a predicted model, not a curated record. The transcript is spliced from 2 exons.